AUGGCGAGCGGGAGCAAGUACGAAGAGCUCAUCGCCGAGGAUGUGGCAUACCACAAAGCAUCGACGCCGCUGGAAGACAUGCCGAGCUGCACGAACAUGUUUGACAAGUGGGCGCAGUGCUUUGCGCUCGGCCCGCAGAUCAAGGCGGUAUACCGGUACGGUGGCCUGCAGGAUUGCCGAGACAAGCUGGACGACUUCAAGUUCUGUUUGACGAUGAAAGGCAUGUCGCCGGAAGAAAAGUACGAGACGUGGAUCCGAAGAAAGGCCGAAAAGACGGCGAGCCAAAGACUGAGCAGGGAGAGCUCAGAGAACGUGUGGCAGAUCAGAAGAGAUCCAAAUGCUGCGGUCAAAACGAAGGGCGAGACAGGGACGAUUUGCACCUUUGCGGCUGGGGCUUGCACACGUACGAUCUGGCGCACCCGAGAUGGAGACGCUAGGGAAACCCGCACCAACGCCGCAUCCAACCCGCCUUCGAUCUUCCGCCCGCCGCUGCUCGGCCUGACCUUGACCCGCGCGUCUUUCCCGCCUGCUUCCUUCGAGAAAAAGGCAGGAUGGGCGCAGUGGGGUCGGUUGCGGAUGGGUAGCGGUAGUGCCUCAGGCGCUUUAAAGCGGUAG
Moesziomyces antarcticus is the source of this 615-nucleotide messenger RNA. RefSeq lists its product as uncharacterized. NCBI's taxonomy places the organism in Eukaryota, Fungi, Basidiomycota, Ustilaginomycetes, Ustilaginales, Ustilaginaceae. The record is from RefSeq and is a predicted model, not a curated record. The transcript has 3 exons. The coding region runs from base 1 to 615 and encodes 204 amino acids.